CUCCUCCUCUUCAUUCAUCCCUCCCUCUCUGCCUGAGGGCUCAGCUUUUUGCAAAACUAUUAAGUAUACUAUAUUUUAUGAUUUAUGAAAUAGUCCAGGAAUGAAGACUGCUACUCUAGCAGCUGACAUCAGAAAGGUCAAGGUCAAAAUCCUCUGCUCCAGGCCUCCUAACAAUACAUUCCUUGCUUGGGUUUGAUUUAGCAAUUGCCUCCCUCUAGACUCUAAGUGAAUGCUCCCUCAUGCAUUCACUCAUUUAUUCAGAGAUGGCUUCUUUGCAUGCCUGCCAUGUUCCAGAUGUGGAGGGAAGCUCAUAUAUGAAAAUACCUUCGAGGAAACUGCACUGCAAGUGGUCACUCACUUUCUCCUCUUUACACAGAUCUCUAGGACAGCCAUGGCAACAGUACCUGAGCUCACCAGUGAGAUGAUGGCUUACCACAGUGGCAAUGAAAAUGACCUGUUCUUUGAGGCCGAUGGUCCCAAUUACAUGAAGAGCUGCUUCCAGGACCUGGACCUCUGCUGUCCAGACGAGGGCAUCCAGCUGCGCAUCUCCUGCCAACCCUACAACAAGAGCUUCCGGCAGGUCUUGUCAGUCGUUGUGGCUCUGGAGAAGCUGCGGCAGAAAGCAGUUCCCUGCCCACAGGCCUUCCAGGAUGACGGCCUGAGAACUUUCUUUUCCUUAAUCUUUGAAGAAGAACCCGUCCUCUGCAACACCUGGGAUGACUACAGUCUUGAGUGUGAUGCAGUACGAUCACUGCACUGCAGGCUCCAGGAUGCACAACAGAAAUCCCUGGUGUUGUCUGGCACGUAUGAGCUGAAAGCUCUCCACCUCAAUGCAGAGAAUCUGAACCAACAAGUGGUGUUCUCCAUGAGUUUUGUGCAAGGAGAAGAAAGUAACGACAAGAUACCUGUGGCCUUGGGCCUCAGGGGGAAGAAUCUGUACCUGUCCUGCGUGAUGAAAGACGAUAAACCUACCCUGCAGCUGGAGAGUGUAGACCCCAACCGUUACCCAAAGAAGAAGAUGGAAAAACGAUUUGUCUUCAACAAGAUAGAAAUCAAGGACAAGCUGGAAUUUGAGUCUGCCCAGUUCCCCAACUGGUACAUCAGCACCUCUCAGACAGAGUACAUGCCCGUCUUCCUGGGAAACAACAGUGGCGGCCAAGACCUAAUUGACUUCAGCAUGGAAUUCGUGUCUUCCUAAAGCAAGCCUUACAAGGAGGGUCCGCGGUGCUGAAUGUGUUCACCCCUGCGGCUGGCAGACGGGAAACAGAUUGUGACACCCCACUGCCUUCCCUUGGGAAAAUUAAGGAGAGCUCUUUCCCACCAGCUGGGAGCAGCAGCUCUCUCCUCCCAGGGCCACUCCUCCGACCCUUGCUGAGCCAGCCUCUCUUACCUCUGCCAUUCAGGCAAGGCCAGCCUGACAGUUCAAAGAACCUUGGUACCCAGCUUCUAUCAGCAACCACUAAAUUAUCUAUUUAUGUAUUUAUUGAUAGGGUGGUCUAUUUAAUCCAAGGAGACCAGAGGCAGCAGCAUCUUCAGUAUUUAUGGAAUAAAUUUAAUCUGAACUUGUAUGCUGUCUACAUCAAGUCCUUUCACCAGGGCCAGAAGUAUAUAAGCUUGGGCUGAGUUAUUUAAAUAGGAAUAAUUAUGGGUGAAGAAGUAUGAUCACACUGUUUCAAUGGUUCUGAAAUAAACUAUACUGGAA
This is a messenger RNA of Oryctolagus cuniculus (rabbit), 1702 nucleotides long. Lineage: Eukaryota; Metazoa; Chordata; Mammalia; Lagomorpha; Leporidae. The record is from RefSeq and is a predicted model, not a curated record.